AUGGAUGAUCAGACGGACCCUUCGAAGCCCUCUGUGCCCGUCUCCUUCCCCGUCAGGGACCUGGAGUCUCUGGCGUCGGGGUCCUACCUGGAGUCCUUCCACUACCCCUUCAUCAAGGCGUCGGUUCCCCUCUCCACCGCUGCUGCCGGUGGGCUUCCCCCCCGGCGUAGGCUUCUCGUCUGCCACGACAUGGCGGGUGGAUACGGAGACGAUAAGUGGGUCCAAGGGGGAUCCAACCCCGACGCCUACGCAAUUUGGCACUGGCACCUCAUGGAUGUGUUUGUGUACUUCUCCCACAAUCUGGUCACUCUGCCGCCGCCGUGCUGGAUGAACGCCGCCCACACGCAUGGCGUCAAGGUGCGCGAUCCUCUCUUUCUUUCUCCAUCCUUGAUUACGCAUGGCUUUACGUCGUAGCUCCCAUUGUUUGGCCAUAUGGCAGGUCUUGGGAACGUUCAUCACAGAAUGGGACGAAGGAAGAGCGGUUUGCCGGAAAUUGCUGUCAUCGAAGGAUUCAGCUCGGAUGUAUGCUGAGCGGUUAGUGGAGAUCUCCACCUCACUGGGCUUUGAUGGUUGGCUGGUAAAUUCCCUCUUCGUUCCCCAUUGCCCUGCUACAGUAGUUUGCGAUGCUUCGGUUCAUUGGUCUUAUUCGUACAAUAUGUUUCUUGUACAUUACCGAAAAAACUGAUAGCGAUUCAAUUUGUGAAUCUUUGAAAACCAUUGGUUCAUCAUUGUAAAAGGUUCGUGUGCUGCUUUCUUCCGAGUAUUAGGCUAUUUCAAGAAUGCCAAUAUGUGAAUCGGGAACACAAAUAGGUAUGCAUGUCUUUGUUAGGAGCGAUGAGAUUUCCUCGAUUUAGUUUUGGAGAGUUUGGAGCAUAAUAGCGAAACACAAUUUGUGUCCUAACCCGGGUUCAUUUUUUUUAGUGAGUUUUCUAAGGUCGAAAUAUGCUAAAAAUGAAGGUAAUAUGAUAAAGUUUUGCUCUUUGAAGUUACAAGCUAAGAUUUAUGUGUAUAAAUUAGGCUUUUAUGAGUGCACGAAUUCAAUCAAGGAACUGCGCGUCAACAUUGACGUCUAAAAAUUCUUAGCUUGUAACUUCAAAGAGCAACUAAGUGACAACGGACCAAUUUGUGUCAGCUCGUCGACAUCUAGGCCUAUGAAUAAAUAAUAGGUUUUGACGAGUCACAGACAUGUCCCGACACAUCAAGUUCAAAAUAGAACUGUAUUGUAUGAAGUAAACAUUCGUCUCAACAAUUUUGGAGGAUACGUUGACAACCUACUUUACUGAUAAGCGUCGACACUUACAGAGUAGUAAUUGGAAAAUAAAAGUGAAAUCCAAAGAGAUCGUUGGGCCUUUUUUUUUAGGCACCUUGGGUUUUUUCAGGUCACAAUUUACGGUUCAGUCAAUGCUUAUAAACUAGUCAUUGUAGUGCGAAAAAUCCAAAGUUCUCAACUUCUUUAGUCUCUCUGGUUCCUCCAUUUAAGGUGGGAGGUUCUAUUUCAAGAUCGUUAAAGCUUUUGAAACCGGAAUUAUUUUCUGGCUUCCUCCAUUGUUUUGCAAGAUGUUUGUUUCGUUUUUCAUUUGUUCCUUGUGAUAUAGGAGCAAACCUGCUAUUGAGCAAUGCCUGGUUCAAAGUGAGAAGGUUCGGUCUACAUCUUUAGAGAAUUAACUUGUUGGUGUUGGUAACCUAGUGAAAAUCUCGAUGUGAACUUAACAAGUCAAGAAGUUCCGGGGUUGGCUUGUGAUUGCUUCAUGCCUCGAUUUGCUUUAGUUUGCACAAGGGAAUCGCAUCUCAUAUAGUUCUGCCAUUUCAGUCCUACAGCUCAUUACCUAGGGACAACAACCUUAUGUGAUUCUACCGAUUUCUCUUGCUUGCUUCUGAAAUGCAGUUCCCUGAAUAUACAGUUUUGCCUUUGUUGCAGAUAAAUAUGGAGGUCGAGCUUGACUUGAUGCAGAUACCGAUCUUGAUGGAAUUCCUCAGUCAUUUAACUCAAACCAUGCAUGCUGCUGUCCCUGGAUCACUGAUCAUUUGGUGACUUGAAGACUAAAUAUUUUUCUUAUAAUGCUUAAUUUUUAAUAGUGCUAAAAGUCUUCGGUAUUUCACUUCCAUAAAAUCCAAUCUUUCUGACGCAGGUAUGACAGUGUGACUAAGUAUGGGAAGCUUCGUUGGCAAAAUAUGCUGAAUGUGAAAAACAAACCUUUUUUCGACCUAUGUGACGGGAUAUUUAUCAACUACACAUGGGCGGUAUGUCACUGCACGAUUUCUGGUGGAAAUCUAUUUUUUAGUCUUUUUUGUUGAUCUGAAUCCUAGUUGUUUGAUUCUGCAGGAAGAUUACCCAAAACUUUCGAUUGCUUUUGCUGGUGACCGCAAGUUCGAUGUGUACAUGGGCAUUGACAUUUUUGGCAGAAAUACAUAUGGUGGAGGAAAGUGGGAUGUAUGUCAUCAGAAACAUGUCUUCUUCUGGUAUUGAAAUUAUCUAUUUUGAAGAGGACUCGUUCUGUUCGUUUGUUCUUUUUCAUUCGCUAAUAAAGAAUCUGGUUUUGGGGCAUCUGCCUUGUCUUGCAAAGCAGAUGAUACUCUAAUCUUUCACUGGAUAAAAUACAUAAUUUUUUCGCUUCCAUUGUAGUCUUUUUGAGGGCUUUUUUAGCCUGUACCAGAAAUUUGGUUUCUCCACGCUAGUAAAAUGCUGACAUUGAAGUAGAUUUUUUUUGGACCGAGUAAGGAUUUCCAUUUCCUAUUAUGUAACCUGUUUUAUUUAUUUCUGAUAAUUUCAGACAAAUGUUGCACUCGACCUAUUGAAGAAAGUAGAUAUUUCAACUGCAAUUUUUGCACCUGGCUGGGUCUACGAAACCAAUCAGGAACCUGACUUCCAGACAGCACAAAACCGGUAAUGUCCAGAAAUGGUAUUUGAUUUGUUUGUUGUAUUAUUUCCUUUUAUCAAAAUGGUCGAGGAAGAUACCACGGAAUCAAACUUGGUUAUUUGAUAUAUAUUUUUUUUCAUUGAAUAAUUGCUGUUUGUUGUUAACCAAGUACAAAAUCUUCAUCUCACUUGUUGCAUUCGGGAAAUUUCAAUAUCCAAUGUAUUUAUUCAUUAAAAAGCUACUAUGCAUAAGAAAAAUGAGAUUUUGAUGGUCUUUUGCUGUAUUAUCCUGAAAAUAAUAUUUAUUUUAGAUGUCGGUUAAUUUUUAUCAUGUUCUUCCAACCUGUCGUAAACUGUUUCAAUUUUUCCAAAAAGCCCAGACAAAAUAGGGAUUCAUUGUUUGUACCUGAGAGUGGAGGGUGGGGUGGGGUGGGGCGGGGUGUUGUGGUUUCCUCCAACUGUCUGGGAAUUUGUCAGGGCUGUCUUGACGUCAAGCAAACUUGUGCUCUACGCCAGUGGAAAAAUCGUCCUAACUUGGAAUUUUGCAGGUGGUGGGAACUUGUUGAAAAGUCAUGGGGAACGAUGCGAAACUAUCCCAGAUCAUUGCCAUUCUACUCGGACUUUGAUCAGGUUGGUGGCUUGAAUAGUUCAAGAAUUUAUAAUAAUUUCCAUAUUCGAACCUAAUUUGAAAAUCCAUGAUUCUCCUUUUCCUCGUUCACUGCUACUAGUAAUUUUAUUAUGAAAAGUUUUCCUGUAAAUGAAUUAGUGUAGCGGCCGUGUCUUUAAAGCUCAUGCGAUCCAUCACGCAACAUCAUUGUAUAGUGGCAUAGAUUCAAUGCUGUUUGUUCCCAAAAAAAGUAAAAAACAAGUCAUUCUUCUGCAACGAGCAACAUCUCCCACAUAAUUUCCCAUCGAAUAUAUGUUCUAUGAUGUAAUUUUUUUCAUGUUUAGUGCGGGCAAUCUGUUGCUAAUUUGAGUUCUAACUAUUAAUCAGGGCCAUGGCUAUCAUUUCUCAAUCGAAGGCCUGAGAGUAGCCGACGCACCUUGGAAUAAUAUAUCUCGUCAAACCAUACAGGUAUUUUAUUAGACAUUGUUUAACCGAGAACACCUCAAAUCUCUUCUGAUGACCGGACCGGUUUGACCUCACUGUUUCUUCUUUUCCCUUCUUCUCCCCCUUGCAGCCUGCUCUUGACCCUCCCGUUGACUCUGCCAAACCCCCGAUUCAAGUCCAAAGGAAGUAAGCUCGUUGCUUCUGUUCGAUGAGAUCAUAGAAACAUUAGCUAAUUUAUCCUCUUUCUCAUCAUUCUAGCUUCUCGGGUGAGUCCUACGGCGGAGGAAGCAACCUCACCUUUACAGGGACUCUCAGCGACGGCUUGAUCUUCAAGACGAGGCUUUUCCUCGUGGAGCUCCCACUGGGAGAUCUUCCCCUCCAUAUCUCAUACUCUGUGAGUACCCACCACCCCCAUCUCCACUAUAUAAUCAUCAAAAUACUCAAUGACCAUCUACCUUCUUCCUGGUCUCCUCCGCAGGUGAGGUCUGAGGGGAGCUGCAUCCUGGGCCUCUUACUCUCGUUGACUUCGAACCAUGGCGGAGAGGGAUUCUCCAUCCUUGUUGCAGAAGGCGGCCGGUCCUCCCUCCCGGUCAACCUCCAGACCCAGCUCGAUCAAGUCCUUUCCCCUUCGCCUCUGCCCAGGGCCUCGGGAUGGACCCUGCGAGAAGCCCUCAUCGAGAGGCCCCACCAUACGAUGACUGAAAUCCAUGCAGUUUGCUGCAUGAAACCUGAAGGCAGCGGCGGCGGUGCCGCCUCACGUUCCUUCUACGCAGAGCUGGGGCACCUGACCAUCAGGGACUCCCGGAGGGACCUCCCGCAGGCCUCCUCCUGGCCGGUUGUCUGCGAGAACGUCUCCUGGGCCGCGGCCGGCGCCGACGGAAGGAGGGCGGUCAGCGCCGAGAUCUCUUGGCGCCUGGGGGAGGGAGUUGACUUCCCGGCCAUGUGGUAUAAUAUAUUUGCUCGCAGGUUAGCGGAUGGGGAAGAUGAUGGGGAUGAUGAUGGUGAUAAUGAUGAUGGGGAGGGCUUCCUCGGGGUGACGAGAUUGGAGAGGUUCUUCGUGUCUGAUCUCAAGGUUCCCGCCGGCGCCGUUGCCGUCAGAUUUAUCAUUCAGGUAUGCGGACCUGAUGGAGCUUGCCAGAAGCUGAAGGAGUCCCCCAAUUUUGAUCUGCCAGUUGAAGAAGGCUAA
Spirodela intermedia is the source of this 5094-nucleotide messenger RNA. The record is from the annotation of a GenBank genome assembly. NCBI's taxonomy places the organism in Eukaryota, Viridiplantae, Streptophyta, Magnoliopsida, Alismatales, Araceae.